This is a messenger RNA of Gekko japonicus, 1178 nucleotides long. RefSeq names its product interleukin-1 beta-like. Gene Ontology annotation, biological process: inflammatory response to antigenic stimulus; cellular response to lipopolysaccharide; positive regulation of gene expression. The record is from RefSeq and is a predicted model, not a curated record. Lineage: Eukaryota; Metazoa; Chordata; Lepidosauria; Squamata; Gekkonidae. Gene Ontology annotation, molecular function: interleukin-1 receptor binding; cytokine activity. The coding region runs from base 78 to 920 and encodes 280 amino acids. The transcript is spliced from 7 exons.
ACAGACAGAGGAGUCAGGGAUCCACCGUUCUGGAGAGAACCAACGUGCACUCUUCUUUCUACAGCCAAGCAUCAGCAAUGGACAGAGUCCCAGAAUGUCAGGAGGAGAUGAUGGAGUUCUGCAGCAUGAAUGAGGAUAUACCAUUCUAUGAAGAAGACCAGCCUUGCUUGGCUAAGAAUGCCUCCCAGAGCCAGAGACAGUGUGCUUCCUGCUCCCAAGUUCACUGUGCCUGUGAGCUGGACAUUCAGGUGAAGAUCUCCAAGACGGUCCCAACCAAGGGCUUCAGGAAAGCUGUGGUGAUUGUGGUUGCUGUUGAGAAGAUGAAGAUGAAUGCAAGAUCCAAGGUUUUCACUGAUGAUGAUUUGCUGGACAUCCUAAACACCAUCUUAGAACCUGUGUCUUUUGAAAACUAUGAAUUGACUUACGCGACAGAUUCCUUUUACCGCUUCUCCGGAGCCUUCUCCUAUGAUAUCCAAGACAUUAAGCAAAGGUCCCUUGUCCUCAAUCAGCCGGCACAACUGGUGGCCAUGCACCUCCAAGGCACUAACUUUGAUCGGGCAGUGAGGCUAGAAAUGGCUGUAUACCGUCGAAAAGACCAACAGGUAAAGAAUCCUAUUGCACUGGGAAUCAAAGGGAGCGGUCUCUGCUUGUCAUGUGUGCCAAAAGAGGGAGCAGAAGGGCAGCCGGAGCUACAGCUGGAGAAAGAAAGCAUCUUUCGGCACAUUGACAGAUCCAAGCUGGGCCGCUUCAUCUUCUUUAGGAUUGAUGUCGGGAACACCACGCGAUUUGAAUCAGCAGCUUUCCCUGGCUGGUUCAUCUGCACCUCCUCCCAGCCCGACAAAGCUGUUGGCAUGACUGACCAGCCAGGGGAAGUCUCAAUCAUAGAUUAUGCUCUCACCAACCAAAAGCGGUUGGGUUAAACCGAGUGUUUGUGUGUACUAUGUACACAUCUUGUAAUCUAUGUGCAUUUUUGGAGCCUGUAUUGUUGGCAGAUCCUGACAACACUUCCCCAGAGGGAGAAUCUCCUAGCAUCUAGGGGAAAACACUUAAUAAUAAUGAGAGAACUCUUUAUAAGAAUUUUCCUCACUGAAUCUCAGCAAAUGCAGGCUGAGAUCUGCUGAACAUGCUGCCUGAGUUUUAUUAUUUAAAGGGAGGGGGAAGGAAUGUAAUAUUUUACU